Colletotrichum karsti is the source of this 1182-nucleotide messenger RNA. RefSeq lists its product as uncharacterized. The record is from RefSeq and is a predicted model, not a curated record. NCBI's taxonomy places the organism in Eukaryota, Fungi, Ascomycota, Sordariomycetes, Glomerellales, Glomerellaceae. Bases 1 to 1182 code for a protein of 393 amino acids. The transcript is spliced from 2 exons.
AUGACUUCGAAGAGUGGUGGGUUCGUCCACUGUGUCGGGUCACCCGAGUUCGAUCCGAAGGCCUAUGUCGAGGACAAGGAACGCCAGGAGAAAGCCAGCCAACUCCUGAGCCAAAACAACCUCUUCUCUGCGAUCAACGUCUCCUUCAACAUUGAUGGCAAACGCGAUACCUAUGUGUAUCAUGCCAUGACCUCUGUACGCCUUGUUCAAGUCCAGGGCAUCGUCAACAUGGGCGGCGAGAACGGGUUACACGCGUGGUAUCGCGACGAUGAGGGGAAGCCCCUCGAUCCUCCUCCUCAACAAGAUGUCGAAGCCUACGUCCAAGUCUUCCUCCCAACGACUCUCACCAUCUCCGCUCUGAAAUCCUUCCUGUCAAACGCCAAAAAGACGUCUCUUCGCUUCCAAAUCGCUUCUUACCUCACAGCAAAACGUUACAUUCACCCAUCCCUCACCACAGCCCUCACAAUCCCGAAAUGCAAAAAACCAACAUCCUGCCCUCCAAACCCUUACCUUGACUUCUGGGCAUGGUCCUGCCGUAACUUGGAGUGGGCUGGCCCGCACCCAUCCUCAGCAAAACGCAUGCAAUCGCAUCACGUCCUGCCCAUCUUCAUGCACCACUUCGGCUGCGCAACACCUUCUCACGAAGCUCUUUCUAUCUUGAAGACCCUCGCGGCGGGAAGAAGUAUCGCGGAUAUGGGAUCUGGAAACGGGUACUGGUCAUUCAUGCUCCGUCUUUACGGGUUGAACGUGUUCGCCGUGGACAACAUGCAAUCUGAGUGGCGCGUGAACUGGAUUCCCGAUACCGAGAUAGCCGACGGUGUCAAAUGGCUCAAGAAACGCGACUCUGGCAAGGACCUUGUCAUGCUGCUGGUAUAUCCUGUCGUUGGCGGCGGCGUGGCAGGCGGUUCCGAGGGAGGCUUCACGAGGGGCCUGGUAGAGGCGUAUGAGGGCGACACGAUUGCGGUGGUGGGUACGCAGAACGCUAAUGGCUACACGGGCUUCAAGGACAUGACGAUGGACCAGUAUAUGGAAAGGGAGCAGAAAGAGUGGACGAAGGUCGUACAAGUUGCGCUGCCGAGUUUUGCUGGAAAGGACGAAGCGUUGUUUGUUUUCCAAAGAGGGGACAGAGCGCCGAAGAAUGUGCCUACUGAGGGCGAUGCGAAGAAGGAAUUGCAGGCAUGA